AUGAUUUAUAAUUACAGUGUUAAGUCCGAUUCUGGUGCAAAAUUGAAAAACGUAGAGCUUUCUCCAUUAACAUUAUAUUGGUUUCCAUGUGAAUAUUUUUCAUGGAGACUUGUAUUUGACGCCAACCAACUAUCACAGAUCGGGACAAAGGCUCAGAUCCGGACUAUAAAAGAAAAGAUUCAGCAUAAGAAAUACGAUCCUGAUACGGAGAGCAAUGACAUCGCCUUGCUUAAGCUGAACAAGCCCAUCGUAUUUGAUGAAUACACUCAGCCAGCGAGUCUCCCUCCCAAAAAAGCCAUUCUGAGUAAAAUGGACGACUGCUUCAUCGCAGGCUGGGGUGUCCUCGAAGAAGAAUCCACCGAAUCGUUGGACGUCCUCCAGGAGGCUCCUGUGAAUAUGAUUCCAGUAGAAAGCUGCAACCGCCAGACCUGGAAUAACGGAGCUUUGGGUGACUACAACCUCUGUGCAGGACAUGAACAGGAAGGUAUCGAUUCCUGCCAGGGUGACAGUGGAGGGCCUCUGAUGUGCAAAAGACACAAAGCCAAGUUUUAUACUGUGGUCGGCAUUACCAGCUGGGGCUCCGGCUGUGCCCGGAAGCAAAAACCUGGAGUUUACACCUCGACCCAGUUCUACCUCGAGUGGAUCUCUGAACACAUCAGCGAGGGCAAGAAACCUGCAUCUAAAUCUCUGAAGAUGAAGGCCGUUAAAAAAAUCUGCCCAAAACAAAAAAAAAAUAAUCUGGCCAAUACUAGCUGA
Molecule: messenger RNA, 756 nt
Organism: Spea bombifrons (plains spadefoot toad)
Lineage: Eukaryota; Metazoa; Chordata; Amphibia; Anura; Pelobatidae
Product: acrosin-like
Exons: 4
Coding region: 1-756 (251 amino acids)
Biological process (GO): proteolysis; acrosome reaction
Molecular function (GO): serine-type endopeptidase activity
Source: RefSeq, a predicted model, not a curated record